AUGACUGGGAUCAAAGCUCAAGUACAUCCCCCACCUGAUAGUACGCUAUUCCAUAAGGAAGAGAAAAAGAAAGUUGGAGGCAAUUUGCCUCAAAAGGUCAUUAAUCAACAGGAAAGAGGUUCAGACCACUCUCCAUCUGGCCAUCAUCAAUACCACCAACUGAUUAACAACGAUGCAAAUGACGUAGAGACUUCAGGCGCAUCCAAAGGCCAAGGAAGUGCAGGUUCCAAUCUGGACGGUAAGAAACAGUCAUCAAAGGACAUAUUCGUUGCUUCCAGUGCGCAAAACACAAGCCAACUGCCCGGUCCCAACCCUCAAGGCAGUGUUGGCACUGUACCAUUGGAGGACUUACACCCGAAAGAAUUCAGAUCGGCACCUUCCAGAAAGGCAAACAAGUUUGACACGUCGAUUACUAAGCCUGGGGUUUUAGAUGACUUGGGCAAACUUGAUGAAAAGGAAAUUGAAGAAAAAUUCCAACCAGAUUCCAGUAAUAAGUUAUUUCCAUGGCAAAAUGUUGGUGAAUUUCAUGCUUCAGGAAAGGGAUCGCCAAAUACAAAGAUGUCUAAGAUGACAAAAGCCUACAUUUUGGAAAACUUUUACAACGAUUGGUACUGUAAUAUAGCCACUGUUGUUGGUACUUGUUUUUUUUCAUGGUUAUUUGCUUAUAUUGGAUUUUCGUGGUGGUCUAUGAUAUUUAUCUUCUUGGGAACCGGUACGGUUUACAAUGCAGAAUAUACGAGGUUUAACAGAAACAUCAGAGAUGAUUUGAAAAGAGUUACUGUUGAAGAAACUUUGUCGGAUCGUGUCGAAUCUACCACGUGGUUAAACUCAUUUUUAUCGAAGUUCUGGGUCCUUUACAUGCCAGUUUUAUCUCAACAAGUAAAAGAUAACGUUAACCCUCAACUGGCAGGUGUGGCUCCUGGUUACGGUAUCGAUGCGUUAGCCAUAGAUGAGUUUACAUUAGGUUCUAAGGCGCCUUCAAUCAAAGGCAUCAAAUCAUACACUAAGACUGGUAAAAAUACUGUUGAAAUGGAUUGGUCAUUUGCGUUCACCCCAAGCGAUGUCUCGGAUAUGACAGCUACUGAAGCUAGGGAAAAGAUCAAUCCUAAAAUUUCUCUGGGCGUUACUUUAGGGAAAAGUUUUGUAUCUAAAACAAUGCCUAUUCUGGUGGAAGAUAUCAACGUUGCUGGUAAAAUGCGUAUCAAGGUUGAAUUUGGUAAAGUUUUUCCCAACAUCAAAAUUGUAGCCCUGCAACUUUUAGAACCACCUUUGAUUGAUUUUGCGUUGAAGCCAAUUGGUGGUGACACUUUAGGUCUUGACGUCAUGUCAUUCUUACCUGGUUUAAAAAGUUUCGUUAAAAACAUCAUUAACUCCAAUAUAGGGCCUAUGCUAUUCCCACCGAACCACUUGGAUAUUAAUGUUGAAGAUAUUAUGGCAGCUCAGUCGAAGGAAGCUAUUGGUGUUCUUGCGGUAACUAUCGCUUCUGCCGACUCUCUAAAGGGCUCAGAUUUCAUUACCAAUACCGUUGACCCGUAUGUUGUUAUGACUACUGAAGACGCUGUACCUGGUACCGAUGUGGAGGUACGUACAUCCAUCAAAUCAGACGUUAAGAAUCCUCGCUGGAAUGAAACCAAAUAUUUACUAUUAAACUCGUUGGAGCAAAAGUUGAAUUUAAAAUGUUUUGAUUUUAACGAUGUAAGGAAAGACACUGUCAUCGGUGAUCUUCAAGUUGAUUUGGCUGAUUUACUACAAAACUCUGUCUUGGAAAAUCAAACUGCCGACCUAAGAUCCGGUACAAAGUCAAAAGGUGUUUUGCAUUACUCGCUACACUGGUUCCCUGUUAAAGAAGAUAAGUCGGAAGAAAAAGCUGCCGAGCGCGCUAGAUCCAAGGCCAAGGGCGAGGGAAGUGAUGAAGAUGAGACUGCUGUUGGGGAAGAAGAAGAUGAUGAUGAGGAAAAUUCUCAAACUGACGUCGGUAUUGCCAAGAUUACUUUACAAAAAGUAAAGUAUUUGGAUACAACAAGUUCUAUGACUGGCAGCUUGAGUCCAUGCACUGAGUUAUUCAUUGAUGGGCAGAAAGUAAAGACCUAUAGAACAUUGAGACGUAUUAAUGAGCCAUCUUGGGGCGAGACCAUCGAGGUUUUGGUUCCUUCGAAAUCUAAUUCUAAAUUUGUUUUAAAAAUAUUUGACGACAGAAUAAAUGGCAAGGUACAGAUUUGCGAGUAUUCAUCUUCCUUGGAUGAUGUAAUGAAUACUUUAGAUGCUGCUAGAGAAUUUGUUAAGGGCUCUCCACAGGGUGACAUUUAUUUGGAUGUUUCCUGGAAGUCUAUUGAAAUGACAGGCGCCUUUGCCGCCGCAAACUCUGUAAACAACCCUAUCGGCUGUGUUAAGCUAGAUGUUAAAGACGCCAUUAUCAAGAGUGACUUAUCUGGUGUUGGUGAUGUCGAUCCAUAUUACACUGUCUCUUUGAAUAGACGCGUUCUCUACAAAUCCAUAUAUCAUUCCAAUACCGAUCAUCCUGUUUUCGAUAAUAGUACCUAUGUCCCUAUAUUUUCUCCAAAUCAGGCUCUGAGUCUAGAAUUUCAUGAUUACCAAAAGGUUGGUAAGGAUCGUUUUAUUGGUUCUGUACAAGUUCCUUCAUCCGACGUUUUCAAAAAAGACCCUAAAUCGGGGAAAUACGUGGCAAUUAAUAACGAGAAAGAAGUAUUAGGAUUGAAAUUAAAAGAUCACAAAAACAAAGUUACAGAAAACAUUGUUAAUGUAUCAACAUCGUUUAUCCCAAUAACUCCCGUAUAUUCACCUGAGGAAUUGGUGGACGUUCAGAGAUUAGAGAAGGAAUUGGAAGAAAAGAAGAAAAAAUUCGAGGCUACCCAAAACGAGAACAAGAAAGAAAUGGAACAAAAUCCAAAAGAAUGGGAAGUUGCUGAAGUUGAAAACCCAUUUGAAAGUGAUGAGAAGAAGAUUAACAGGAAGGCUAAGUUAUCUUUGGAAGAUUUGAUCAAGCAGAAGUCCGGCAUAUUGUCUAUGCAAAUACUAGAAGGUACUCUAAGCCCCUCUUCCGCUUACUUGGAAAUAUUAGCUGAUGAUAUUUCAUAUCCUGUCUUCACUUGCAUGAAACCGUCUCAAGGUAAAUUAAACUCGGAGACGGCAAGUAUUUUCAUCAGAGAUUUAAAGUACAGCAAACUAUAUUUGAGAAUAUCAAAAAAACAUAUUGCGAAAGACUCCGAUGAUGUCAUAUCCGAAGCUUCCUACAGUACUUUGAAGCUAUUAAAGCAAGCUUACCAAGAGCCUACGUGGUUAAGCUUCAAUGGAUCUAAAAUGAAAGUUAGAUUUUUGUACACACCUUCUGGCGUGAAGCUACCCAGCAGUGAAAGUGUCAAAGAUACCGGAUAUUUGAACUUGAAGCUUAUUUCUGGUCAUGGUUUAAAGUCUGCAGACAGGAAUGGCUAUUCUGACCCAUUUGUUAACAUUUAUGUCAAUAGUAGGAAAGUUUUCAAAUCAAACAUCAAAAAGAAAACAUUAGAUCCGGUUUGGAAUGAAGACGCUAGGAUCCCAAUUUUUUCAAGAAAUAAAAACCAAGUUAUAUUUAACGUUCUUGAUUGGGACCGCGCAGGUGAUAAUGAUGACUUGGGCCAAGCCACACUGGAUGCUUCAAAAUUAGAAGCUGGUAAAACUUACGAUUGGAAUCUAAAUCUAAACACUCAAGGUAGUAUCAAAUUACAGGGUUCAUUUACCCCAGAAUACAUCAAACCAAGUUUUGAUAUUGUGAAGGGUGGUAUCGCUGAUAAGCCAAUGAAGAUGGCAAGUGGUGCAGCCCAUGCAACUGUCGGCAUAGCCGGUACUGGUAUAGGUGCCGCCACAGGAGUUGCCGCGGGAGGUUUAAAGAAAGGUGGUCAUCUCCUAAAAGCUUUAGGAGGCAACCCAAUGAAAAGAAGUAAGAGUAGUAAUGGUAACGAGCCAGAUGGUCCAAAAAAGUCAUCAGACAAAAAAUCAUUGGAUAGAAAAUCUCCAAGCAACUUCAAUGGUGCUAGUGCAACCCCACGAGCAUCAUUAGACUACGAUCCAUCAGUACCUAACACAAGUUACGCAGCUGUUCAGAAUGGCUCUUCUGCUGUUAAGCAAGUUGACAACAAUUCAAGCUCAGGCAACAAAAAAGAUACCCCCAGCAGCACUCCCAGAGCACAUUCUCGUGCAAGUAGUUUUGCUCGUACUUUGGCCCCUAACGGUACUUACAACGGUUUCAUUACCGUGAUCGCAGCAGAAAACAUUGCCAAACACGUUCAGAUCAGGGUUUCCUUAACCCAGGGCGGUAGGCUAAAGCACAUAUACAAGACCAAGAGCCAGAAGACUAAUAAUGAUGGUAUUGCCUUGUUUGAUGAAGAAUGCUCGUUCAAGGCUUCCCCUGAAGCCAACUUGGUACUGGGUGCGAUUUCCCAUCAGAAGCUAUCGAGAGAUAAAGAUCUUGGUUUUGCCCAAAUCAACUUGGGUGAUCCACAAAUCCAACAAGAUGGUCAAAUUUCUGUAAAGUUGGGUGACGGUCAUCUGAUCGUAAAGAUUAAUUACGGUAGAGACAAGAAUAGCCAAGUACCUCCUGUACCAGAAGUUCCUCAAGAAUAUACACAAUAA
This is a messenger RNA of Saccharomyces kudriavzevii IFO 1802, 4626 nucleotides long. RefSeq names its product Tcb3p (gene TCB3). Bases 1 to 4626 code for a protein of 1541 amino acids. The record is from RefSeq and is a predicted model, not a curated record. Gene Ontology annotation, molecular function: lipid binding. The transcript has a single exon. Lineage: Eukaryota; Fungi; Ascomycota; Saccharomycetes; Saccharomycetales; Saccharomycetaceae.